AUGACUUUAUGGAUAGUGCUACCACAAUUACCUUUGAUGUAUUGGGGAGAAAAAAUUAUAGGGGAAAUUGCUAGUGCCAUCAGAAACCCCUUGAUGACAAAUGAAUGUACUGCUAAGAAGCUAAGGGUUUCAUAUGCUAGAGUGCUAGUAGAAGUGGUUGUAUCUGCUGAAUUAAAAGAGGAGAUCACUAUCAGGGAUCUUAAAGGAAACAAAAUGGUCCAGAAGAUGGAAUAUGAAUGGAAACCACCUUUUUGCAAAACUUGCAACAAGGUUUUUCAUGACUGUGAAACCAAACCUAGACAAAAAGCUGCAACCAAACAAGUGUGGACAAGGAAGCAAAAACCUGAGGAAAUGCAGCCUAUGCAGAUAGAAAGAACUGGGGGGAAUAAAGAGGAAACACAAGGAGAAGAAGUAGUGCAAGACAAAACCACUUGUACAAUAGUGUAA
Molecule: messenger RNA, 447 nt
Organism: Lathyrus sativus (Indian pea)
Lineage: Eukaryota; Viridiplantae; Streptophyta; Magnoliopsida; Fabales; Fabaceae
Source: the annotation of a GenBank genome assembly